GCGGCUGUCGGUAUAAAACCCGAGCGCCAGAUUCCCACAGCAAACCGGGCGCUAUAGUGCAAACUCCCUUUGCCGUGUUACCGGCUCGGAAUACGCGUCAGCUGUGAAGAUGCAGAAGUCUGUCAGACCCUCCAUGAUGGGAUUCGGAAUGGGAACGGCUCCUUUCUUCAGGAUGACCGUGUUUGAGCAGGAACACUUCCAAGGUCGUUGGCAGGAGUUCACCACCGAGUGCUGCAACAUCCAGGACUGCGGCUUUGACAACAUCCGCUCCGUCAGGGUGGAGAGCGGAGCCUGGGUGGGCUUUGAGCACCAUGAUUUCCAGGGCCAGCAGUUUGUCCUGGAGAGAGGAGAGUACCCUCACUGGGACGCCUAUAGUGGGAAUCUGUCCUACCACGUGGAGAGGAUGAUGUCAUUCCGCCCCAUCUACUGUGCAUCCCACCAGUGCAGCCGCAUGACGAUCUUCGAGAAGGAGAACUUCAUGGGCCGCAGUGCCGAGCUGUGCGAUGACUACCCCUCCCUGCAGGCCAUGGGCUGGUGCAACCACGAAGUCGGAUCCAUGCACGUGCAGUGUGGAGCAUUCGUGUGCUACCAGUACCCGGGCUACAGGGGGCAGCAGUACAUCAUGGAGUGUGAGCGGCACUGCGGGGACUACCAGCACUGGAGGGACUGGGGCUCCCACAGCCAGACGCCCCAGAUCCAGUCCAUCCGCAGGAUCCAGCACUGAGAGAGCCCUGGUACCGGCCCACUGACAGCCAGGCGGACACAGGCUCCUCCCACAAACCUGCUCAUUGGUCACCCCCCCACAGUGACGACCCCUAAAAUGAGCGCUCAGACACCAUGACACACGUACACCCCAGACCCAAAUAUCCAGCCCAGUAUAUUAGUCACUAAUACCAGCCUGCACUGUCCCUUGUAUUGCACCCCCCCCCCCACACACACACACAGUCAC
This is a messenger RNA of Paramormyrops kingsleyae, 949 nucleotides long. Its product is annotated as beta-crystallin A1-like. Gene Ontology annotation, biological process: visual perception; lens development in camera-type eye. Gene Ontology annotation, molecular function: structural constituent of eye lens. NCBI's taxonomy places the organism in Eukaryota, Metazoa, Chordata, Actinopteri, Osteoglossiformes, Mormyridae. The record is from RefSeq and is a predicted model, not a curated record.